AGGCAAUUGGGAGACAGAGAGAGAGAGAGAGAGAGAGAGAGAGUCAGAGGGAGGGACUAUUUAUUAGGUGAAAACAGGGGGAGAGGAGUGUGCCUCAAGGAAAAAUGCAUCAAAUUCUCUGCCGGCGUGACGAGUCGACACCCCUCCGCCUGCGCGGGAAGUGGAACGCUCCGGCUCACUCUGGGCUCUGUUGUUGUGCAGAGCUGCAGAAGGCCUGACAGAGCCAGCCAGACAGGGAGAGAGCGAGCGGUGGGAUAGACUGACAGGGGGGUGCACACAGCGUGGAUCGGGAGCCUGGGAAUCUUUUUCAUCACCCAGUUCAGCCGGCUAUACCGGGGAGGACCGGGACAAAGGGAGGCGGGGGACUUAAAGCAGCUGCACUGACAGCAGGGAGAGUGUGUGUGUGUGUGUGUGAGAGAGAGAGAGAGAGAGCGAGAGAAAGAGAGAGAGAGAGAGCAAGGUGAAGGAGGAGAAGGAAGGAAGGAAAGGGAGGGAGGAAGGAGACUCAGGCAUGAGGAGGGGCGCUUGACUGACAUUGCUGCUUUUGCUAUCAGCUCACACACACACACACACACACACACACACACACACAUACACACCGACACAGGCAGACCCACACCCAGACCCAGACCGGCUGAGUGCUCUGCACAGGAGCCUGCUCCUUCAUCAUCCUUUGUGGAAGCCUUGUCCUCCAUCCUUUCUUCUCGUCCGAGCAAAGAGGACAAGGGAGACACAGAGAGAGGAGGAAGAGGAGGAGGGAAGAGGAGGAGGAGGAGGAGGAGGAGAAGGAGGGGAGGCAGUAACCCUCUCCUCUCCUUUGCUCAGACACACAGCUGAGAGAGAUAGGGAGAGAAGAGUAAAAAAAAAAGAGAGAGAACGCAGCUUUCUGUUCCAUUUCGCCGUCUCCUGUGGUCCCUCGGCCAGAGAGCGGCUAACAGGCACCGCUCAUGUCCGUGAACUCGGAGAAAUCCUCGUCCCCCGAAAGGCCUGAGACCCAGCAGAAAUCCCCGGUGAGCGCCCCUCCUCCCCCGCCACCCCCUCCACCUCCCCCUGAGCCGGCAGGGCCCCCGGAGCCGGAGGAGGAGAUCCUGGGCUCCGAUGAUGAGGAGCAGGAGGAUCCUGCAGACUACUGCAAAGGAGGGUACCAUCCGGUGAAGAUCGGGGAUUUGUUCAACGGGAGGUACCAUGUGAUCAGGAAGCUGGGGUGGGGCCACUUCUCCACCGUAUGGCUGUGCUGGGACAUACAGGUGAAGAAUUUUGUGGCGAUGAAGGUGGUGAAGAGCGCCCAGCAUUACACAGAGACGGCCCUGGAUGAGAUCAAGCUGCUGCGAUGUGUGAGAGAGAGCGACCCCAGUGACCCCAACAAGGACAUGGUGGUUCAGCUGAUUGACGACUUCAAGAUUUCCGGAGUCAACGGCAUACAUGUGUGUAUGGUGUUUGAGGUGCUGGGUCACCACCUGCUGAAGUGGAUCAUUAAAUCCAACUACCAAGGUCUGCCGCUGCCGUGUGUCAAGAGCAUCAUCAAACAGGUCCUGCAGGGUCUGGACUACCUCCAUACGAAGUGUAAAAUCAUCCACACGGACAUCAAGCCGGAGAACAUCCUGAUGUGCGUCGACGACGUGUUCGUCAGGCGCAUGGCCAUGGAGGCGACCGAGUGGCAGAAAGCCGGAGCUCCUCCGCCGUCGGGAUCCGCCGUUAGCACAGCGCCCCAGCUCAAACCGGUGAGUACAACAGAUGUGGGAAAGAUCUCCAAGAACAAGAAGAAGAAGCUGAAGAAGAAGCAGAAGCGGCAGGCCGAGCUGCUGGAGAGGCGGAUGUUGGAGAUUGAAGCCUUGGAGAGAGAGGCGGAGAUCAGGGAGGAGCGAGCCAAAGAGGGGGGGGAGAAAGAGGGAAGCAAACACAACCAGUCCUCACAGCUGCAGCAGCCGCCGGCGCCGGUGGGGCCCAGCAUGGCCCUGGGAGAGAGCGACGACGACGACGACGAUGACGAGGAGGACGGGGAAGAGGAGGAGGAGGAGGGAGGCGAAAAGGAGAGGCCCAUCAGGUUGACGAAUCACACAUGUGCAGCGCCUCCCCAGGAGCAGAGUGAGGCGCCCAGCAUCGCUAAUGAUGACCCCGAUGAGGGGGUGGAGGAAGAGGCGGAGGAAGAGGAAGACGAGGAGCCCACGCCCGUCGCCGAGAAAGACACCCCCAUUCCCCCAACUUCAGAAGAACCUAACGGCAAUCCAGCACAAGCAGGGGUAGAAGAGCAGGAAGAGGAGGCGGAGGAGGAGGAGGAGGAGGAUGGGGUACAACAACAAGAGGAGGAGGAGGAGAAGGUGGAGGAACUGAAAGGGACAGAAGAUGAGAAUGAGGAGGUGGUGACAGAGGAGAAGGUGGAGGAAGAGGAGGAGGAAGGGGGGGAGGACCAUAAGACGGAGACGGAGGAGGAAGCGGCAGAGGAGCCAAAGACUGAGAACAAGACGGAGGAGGAGGAGGAGGCGGCGGCGGUGGAGGAAGAGAACCCCAAAGAGCAGGACGGGGACGAGGAGGAGGAGGAGGAGGAGGAGGAGGAGGAUGAGGAGGACGAUGAUGAGGAGGAGGAAGAAGAUGAGGAGGAUGAAGAGGACGAGGACACGACCACCGACCUCCUCACGGAGAACACCUCCCCCGUCAAGCCCCAGAACAACAAGACCAACUCGGCCAAGACCAACGGCCACGUGCUGCUGGGCUCCGAGGUCCUGAAGCCCAACCCCGGCACUCCGCCGCCGCCUUCGCCCACCCCCGAGCCGCUGCUCUGCCCCCUGGUGGAGUCCGAGCUCAGCUACACCGACAGGGACAACUCUCUCAGCUCCGGCUACGAGAUGUACAACGGCGAGGUGAGCGAGCCGGCGCUGACCAACGGCUCCAGCGAGCAGCACCAGGGCCGGAUGCCGCUCUUCCCCGACCUGCCCCUGGACCCCGAGCCGGGAAACCCCGUCCCCGUGGGGACGGCCGACAUCGGGGCGGGACCGCUACCCAACAGCCCCUCUGCAGACCGCAGCCGCACCGUGUCGUCCUCCAGCACGGGAGACACACCCAAAGUCAGGGCCAGAGCCGCAGACCUCCUGAUCAACCCUCUAGACCCUCGCAACGCCGAAUCCAUUCGAGUCAAAAUCGCUGAUCUUGGAAAUGCCUGCUGGGUGCACAAGCACUUCACGGAGGACAUCCAGACCAGACAGUAUCGCUCCAUUGAGGUCCUGAUAGGAGCCGGGUACAGCACUCCCGCUGACAUCUGGAGCACUGCGUGCAUGGCGUUUGAGCUCGCCACUGGAGAUUACCUGUUUGAGCCCCACUCUGGAGAGGACUACUCCCGGGAUGAGGACCACAUAGCCCACAUCAUAGAGCUGCUGGGCUGUAUUCCGAGGCACUUUGCGCUCUCUGGAAAAUAUUCCCGGGAGUUCUUCAACAGAAGAGACCACAUCGCUCUGAUCAUGGAGCUCCUUGGGAAGGUCCCACGCAAAGUGGUCGCUGCCGGGAAGUACAGCCGAGAGUUUUUCUCCAAGAAAGGUGAGCUGCGGCACAUCACCAAGCUGAAGCCGUGGUCCCUGUUCGACGUGCUGGUGGAGAAGUACGGCUGGUCGCACGAGGACGCCGGCCACUUCACCCACUUCCUCCUGCCCAUGCUGGAGAUGGUCCCCGAGAAGAGGGCCUCGGCCGGCGAUUGCCUCAACCACCCCUGGCUCAACUCGUAGCCGCAAACAUCGGAUCAAACCCUCCUCCUCUUGUCCCUUCAACAGUUAGCCCAAACAUCACCCCCUGGCGGCGGCCCUUGGAACCACAAUGAGGA
Messenger RNA from Salarias fasciatus (jewelled blenny), 3808 nucleotides. RefSeq names its product SRSF protein kinase 2 (gene srpk2). The transcript is spliced from 16 exons. Gene Ontology annotation, molecular function: ATP binding; protein serine/threonine kinase activity. NCBI's taxonomy places the organism in Eukaryota, Metazoa, Chordata, Actinopteri, Blenniiformes, Blenniidae. Gene Ontology annotation, cellular component: nucleus; cytoplasm. Gene Ontology annotation, biological process: peptidyl-serine phosphorylation; spliceosomal complex assembly; regulation of mRNA processing. The record is from RefSeq and is a predicted model, not a curated record. Bases 948 to 3713 code for a protein of 921 amino acids.